AGGGAGAAACGCGUGUUUGCUGCCAUAACGUGGACGUUUGAGCAGCUGAAGUCAGGGGAUGCUGCUGUGUGUGCCCGCUAAUAUUGUGCCCUCCUUGCCAUUGUUCCACAGAAAAUAAAUGUACAGAUCCUGACUUGGUGUGUGUUCUUCAAUCCGGAUGCCAUUACAAGUCUGCUACAUAAAACUGGUGCCGUGACCCGGAUCAUCUGGUCAGCCGCUGCCGAUCGCCGAGGUUCAGCUGUGAGCGUGUGACGCCUGUGUUGUAAAGUUGGUAGACCUGUGAUCCUUGUUGGUAGCUGAAGUUCAUAAUGGUAUCCUGGAAUUAAGAGUUUCUAGAAUAUUGAACACACACGUGAAUAAUCAUAUUUGUACAAUCUACACAGUCCUGUGAACCUGUAUCAUAUUUUCUUUUUUUUGAUAAAACUGUACAAUCUGUGUAAACAUAACUAAGACAUGACAGGCAGGGGUCUUAGCAAAUUCACAUUGUUUACACCUGUAGUUGGGAGAGGUAGGAGUUUGAUAGGCACAAAUGGGGUUUUUCAAAGUGAAACUGUAGAUUUUGCAGAUGAAGAGUCACUGGGAAUUGACUCUAUCCCUUGUCUUGAGCCCCAGUUUUCCACCCCAGUUGUGAGCGGUGAGAACACCACCCAGCAGCUGCGUGACUUUAUUGGUGAGUUAGGGAUGCAGAUAGGAGAGUCAAUUGCUAGUCGCUUGCUAACCAAUCAACAACAAGCUACCCCUAAACAGCCCUCAUGUGAUGCUGCCAAUAUAACAACAAUGUCAGACCAAGCCAUUGACCUGUCAAAAGUGAGCCUGAUAGUCAGAUCUGACAUCAGAGAGCCGCCCAUGUUUCGUGGUGAAGGGGAUGACAAGUAUUCCAUCCAUGAGUGGAUUGACGUGAUGGAAGUGUAUUUGCAGAAGAGGAGUCUGUCGCUCACGGAACAGAGGUGUGAGAUCCUGAAUCAUCUUCUCGGCAAAGCAAAAAACAUCGUCAAGGUAGGGCUGAAGAGUAGUGAAACUGCUAAUCCCGAGACAAUCUACAGUAUACUGAGACGCUACUUUAGCGAAACCCCCAGGUCCUGCUUGCCCUUGGCAGAUUUCUAUGCCACCCAGCCAAGAUCCAAGGAGACACCUGUAGACUACUGGGUUAGGUUGAACACAGCGGCAGAAACAGCAGACAGAUGUUUGAGACAGCAAGGAGGCAGGAUAGAUAACAUGGAUGCAGAAAUAGCUGUCAUGUUCAUCAAGAACUGUCCUGAUCCUAGCCUAGCUUGUGUGUUUAAGUGCAAACCCAUUGCUAAGUGGUCACUCACAGAGGUGCAGGAGGUCAUUGAUGAGCACCAGAGAGAACAGCAAAUGAAGAAAACAAGCACAGCCAGAGUAAAUGUCCUUCAAGUAGCUACAGCUGUAACAUCUGUUCACCCUCAUGAGCCCGAAACUGAUCAUGCUCAUGUUAACGCAGCCAAGCUUACUGUAACUAAUUCACCCAAGCUAAGUGCAGAAGCUCCUUCAGAUCCAAGCGCCUUGGAGCAUGUGCUGAACAUGCUCGAAAGAGUCUUAGAACAGAAUAACCGGUCCACUUACACUGCUCGUUCCCAUCCUUCUCCUCCAGUUCGCUUCGGUCCAUGUCAAAUCUGUGGCAGUGAGACUCACUCCACACGAGCACACUGUAUGAGAGAGAGAAGGUGUUUCGGCUGUUUCAAAGCAGGUCACCAAAGAAGAAACUGCACCGCUGUUUUCCAGCAAGGCAGCCGCCCACCUGUCCAGGGAAACCAGGCCACUCACACCCGGGAGGGGACAGUGUGAGUGACAGUGAUGAAACCCUCACGCCCGAUGAUGACAUACAGUCAGUGUACAUGGAGAGCUUAAAGCGUGUUGCCCCCGGUGUUACUGCACUCUUUCAGAACAUAAGUACUCUUGAUAAAGCUGACAGCCUGUUUUAUGUAAAUGCACAGAUGGGUGGUAAGGUGCCAUUAAAAGCUCUGUUAGAUACUGGCUCCAUGGCCUGCACCAUUAGUGAAGAAGCUGCACAAUUGCUCAAAGAUGCUGGUUUAGCAUUAGAGUCAAGCCACGCCCAC
Messenger RNA from Dunckerocampus dactyliophorus (ringed pipefish), 2078 nucleotides. RefSeq lists its product as uncharacterized. Gene Ontology annotation, molecular function: zinc ion binding; nucleic acid binding. The transcript has 2 exons. NCBI's taxonomy places the organism in Eukaryota, Metazoa, Chordata, Actinopteri, Syngnathiformes, Syngnathidae. Bases 454 to 1806 code for a protein of 450 amino acids. The record is from RefSeq and is a predicted model, not a curated record.